GAGAGCAGGAGGGAGGGAAGCGCGAGCUGUCUGGUGCAUGCUGGCUGCUGCCUGAGUUGCAAUUAGAACUACAAAUGUUUCCUUUGAAGCUUAGCGGCUGCAUUUUUGCUCUUAAAUUCCCUCUGCUGUUUGUGUUAGUAGAAGCAACUACCAGAACCUAUUACAUUGGGAUUGUGGAGGAGAACUGGGACUAUGCACCGACUGGGAAAAAUUUGAUUACAGGACAAAUCCUCACAGAAGAUGAACAAGCAAGUUUCUACGUGAAAAGAGGAGCCAUCAGGAUAGGCAGUAUUUACAAAAAGGCUAUCUACAGGCAGUUCACAGAUGGUACUUACACACGGGAGAUCCCCAAAGCUUCCUGGCUGGGGUUCCUUGGCCCAGUCUUGAAGGCUGAAGAAGAGGAUAUCUUUAUUGUCCAUUUAAAGAACUUUGGUUCACGUCCAUAUUCCAUGCAUCCACAUGGUGUCUUCUAUGACAAAGAGUCUGAAGGAGCUCUCUACCCAGAUGGAACAGGUGGCAAAAGCAAAGAGGAUGAUUUCGUCAUGCCUGGUAGAAAUUACACAUAUACGUGGCGAGUGAAGAACAAUUAUGCCCCCACCUCAGCAGACCCAACAUGCUUGACAUGGAUUUAUCAUUCUCACAUUGAUACACCUAGAGAUAUCAGCACUGGUUUAAUUGGGCCACUGCUGAUUUGUAAAAAAGGAACAUUAGAUGACUCCACAAUGCAAAGGACUGAUGCUUCUAAAACCUUUGCCUUGAUGUUUAGCGCUGUAGAUGAAAAUCUCAGCUGGUAUCUUGAUGAGAAUAUAAACACAUUCUGCUUGGAGCCAACCAUGGUUGAUAAAGAGGAUGAAGGAUUCAUACACAGCAACAAAAUGCAUGCUAUCAAUGGUUACAUUUUUGGAAAUCUCCCCAUCUUGGAGAUGUGUGCUGGUGAAUCUGUGUCCUGGCAUUUGUUUGGAAUGGGUAACGAGAUAGAUAUGCACUCUACCCAUUUCUAUGGCCACACUGUCACUAGCAGAGGCCACAGGUCAGAUGUCAUCCACCUGUUUCCAGCUACCUUCAUAACUGCAGAAAUGAUUGCAGGGAACGUUGGAAAGUGGCUGUUAGCCUGUCAAGUAAAUGACCAUUUGCAAGCUGGCAUGGAGGGCCUGUAUAAUGUUCAGACCUGCAAUAAAAAUAUUUCCCAGCCUUCACUGAGUGGUAGAGAAAGAAGAUACUUUAUUGCUGCUGAAGAAGUGCUCUGGGAUUAUGGACCUGAAGGCUAUGACAAGUUCACCGGGCAGGGUUUAAAUGCCACUGGCAGCAACUCUGCAACGUUCUUUACACGAGGAGAAGACAGGAUAGGAGGGAAGUACUGGAAAGUUCACUAUGUAGAAUAUGCUGAUGCUGAGUUUACCAGAAGGAAGAACUUGACUGAAGUUACAAAGCACCUUGGAAUACUUGGUCCAGUUAUCAAAGCUGAAGUGGGAGAUACGGUAUUAGUUACUUUUGCUAACAAAGCUGACAAGAACUAUAGCAUUAUGGCCCAUGGCGUGAGCUACAACAAGCUAUCGGAGGGUGUGGCCUACUUAGAUGGCUAUCAGAAGCUGGGAGCCCAUGUCAAACCAGGCGAGACCUUCACAUACAAAUGGAGAGUGCCUGAAACCAUAGGCCCAACAGCUAGCGAUCCACCAUGCCUGACCUACCUGUACUACUCAGGAACUAAUUCAAUCCGGGACACCAGCUCUGGCCUUGUGGGGCCUUUGCUAGUUUGUAGGACGAACUCUUUGAAUCAUGAUGGAACACAGAAAGGGAUAGACAGAGAAUUCUAUCUGCUCUUCACUAUCUUUGAUGAGAAUGUCAGCUGGUACCUUGACAGAAAUAUUGAGGUAUUUACUGGGGACUCCUCAAAAGUAAACAAAGAAGAUGAAGAUUUCCAGGAAUCCAACAAAAUGCAUGCUGUAAAUGGAUACUUGUUUGGUAACCUGCCAGGACUAGCAAUGUGUAAUGAUGACAAAGUUUCUUGGCAUCUGAUCGCACUAGGGACCCACAGUGACAUGCACGGAGUUCAUUUCCAAGGCAACACCAUUCAUUUGAAAGGGACAACCAGGGACAGUCUGACCCUGUUUCCUCACUCGUCAUGGACAGCGCUCAUGCAGGCUGACCAUGUGGGCACUUUUGAAGUGGUUUGCAGAACAUUUGAUCACUUUAUUGCUGGAAUGAAACAGUUGUAUGAAGUCAAUAGCUGUACCAACAUGGGUCACUCCAGGCAGCUCUAUGCAACCAUGAGGACUUUCUACAUUGCUGCAGAAGAAGUGGAAUGGGACUAUGCAUCUAAUAAGAGCUGGGCACUGAGAAAACAGAACAUGACUGGAGAAGCAGAAAGCUAUGGAUAUGUUUUUGUGAGCAAAGGUGAAGAUCGGAUUGGUUCAAAAUACAAGAAGGUAGUGUACAGAGAGUACACAAAUGGAGACUUUACAAGGCACAAAGUGAGAUCAGCACGGGAGGAGCACUUAGAAAUCCUGGGGCCAUUAAUCCACGCUGAGGUUGGAGAGACUAUACUGAUUGUGUUUAAGAAUAAAGCAAGCAGACCCUAUUCAAUAACUGCACAUGGCAUUGAAGAAGUGGGUAGUGGAGAAAGACCUGAAACGCCAGUCACUCUGCCAGGGGAAAUAAACACAUACAGAUGGAAUGUCCCAGAAAGGUCCGGCCCUGGUUAUUCUGAUCCAAACUGCAUCACUUGGGUUUAUUAUUCAACAGUGAAUUUUGUUAAGGACAUGUAUAGUGGAUUAGUUGGGCCAUUAAUAAUUUGCAGAAAAGGAAUACUAAAAGAGAAAGGCCUAAGGAAAGAUAUUGAUCGUGAAUUUGCUCUUCUGUUCCUGGUGUUUGAUGAAAAUGAGUCCUGGUAUUUGAAAGAAAAUAUUGAAAAGUAUCUUCAUAAGAAUCCUGAUAAUCUUAAUUACACAGAGGAAUUUUUGGAGAGUAACGUCAUGCAUGCAAUUAAUGGGAAGAUCUACAACAACCUUCUUGGUCUAACGAUGAAUAAGGGUGAAAACACUAACUGGUACUUGAUAGGAAUGGGAAAUGAAAUCGAUAUACAUACAGUCCAUUUUCAUGCACAGAGCUUCAUCUUCAAGACAGAUAAAGAUCACAGAGCAGAUGUGUAUGACCUUUAUCCUGGGACAUUUCAAACAAUUGAACUUGUAGCAGAUAAUCCUGGAACGUGGCUUCUGCACUGUCAUGUAGCUGACCACAUUCAUGCUGGGAUGGAGACAACUUAUACCAUCAAUGAAUCAGAUAACCAAGGGUCUGUGGAAGGAAUUACAACUAUGGUAUAUGAUCUAAAAACUGUAAAGGACAGCACUACUGUUAAGGGCCAUGACAGAGGAGGAGUAGAAUUCCUUGGCAAAACUCUGGAUCCUGGAGAAGCUAGUUCAACUCUUGUAGCCCUUUUUUUCAUUGGACUUACUCUUCUGGUAACAGUGUUAAUCCUCCUCAGCCUUAUCACAUGCCAGAGAAAAAGGACAUAUUACAGGGGUACGCAUCGCAAGUGCAUGCUGCCAACCGAUUCCCUAUAGCUCUGUUUUUAGGACUACUUUAGAGCAGUGGGUUUCAGGGCAUGCUGCUGACAUACUUCAGGCUAGAUAUAGGAUUAUGGAAAUGUACAAAAUGAGCAUCCAAUCUGGCAACAGUAGUUCAGCGUGUGUGAAUGUGGGCUGCAGGCUUAGACUCCCACAGCCACAACCUGCUUGCUUUUGCAGCCUGAUUUUGCUCUGCAAAAGUCAGUUGGAGCUUUGUCACCGAAAUAGGCAGGAGCAGAUUCAGGCUUAUACUUGCUGAUGUCAGUGAGUGCUCACCUGAGUAUCUUAAGCAGGAUUUGCUUCUGAGACCUCAUCCCUUGCAUCAAAUGUCUGACUCACUCUGUAAAGCUUAAUUAGGCCAUGUUAUUUCAAGAUUUUGGAACAAGCUGUGACUGGAGCUAUGUGUAGCUCAGCCAGUUAGGGGGUUCAGGACAAGUUCUCUCUAGUUGCUGUUCGUGUUUGUAUUGCCAAGGGGUUUGAGGCUCAAGUAAGCAAUAAAAAGCCUAUUGGGAACCACAGUAACUCCAGUCAUUGUAUGUGCACAUUAUAAUGAGCUCAAGAUCCUCUAUGGAGACUGGGAAACACUAGUGAUAGUUUUGACCAGUGUAGGUUAAAUUUCUAGGGAUUACUUUUGCUCCCUUUUAAAGAACUGGGAGUAGAAAUGGGGGCCAAAGCCUGUUGUCAUUGAUGUAUGUAUUCUCAUUAACUUUCCUGGAUUUGCGACCAGAGCACAAACCAUGGGAGUUUUUCCAUGCCCCUGGUUUUAUAAGUAAUGAUUUUCUCUCAGACAAAAAAUAUAUUAACCACAGAGAGAGGGAUUUUAACAGAAUCUUUUUGCCAGGAAGGUAACACACAGAGCUAAACAAUGCCCUAAAGUAUUGCCUGUCUUUGCAGAAUUUGGCCCAUACAACUCUGCUAUGCUCAGCUUUUUUCAGUCUGCCAGAUUUUGCAGGGUCUGUUGAAAAUCUGGAAAAACUCUAUUUGUUCAUUGGGGGUACUCCAGAUUUAUACCAGCCUAUGAUCAGAUAGUGGCUCAAUGCAUCUGCUGGAAUUUAAGAACUAUGCAGUGAGUGCCACAUUUUUAAAGGUAUCUAAAUGGGAUUUCAAAAGUGCUUCAACCCAAUGAAUGUUAAUCACCUGGGCACUUCUAAGCAUCACACUGGGUGUCUAUCUAUAUGUCUAGACACCUGAAUGAAUACCUUUACAAAUCUGAUCCUGGGUUACCAAAGAGAAAGAUGAUUUUGUAAUUGCUGCUUAAUGUCAGCCUAAUUCUGUGACCUUUCUUCACCCAGGGUAGUAUCAUACUCCCUGAUUUCAGUGGGACUGCUCAGAAAGUCAGGACAGUGAUCCCUGGUGUAAGGGUAACAGAAUUAGGUCCUGUAACGUAGUGAUACUUGAAUGUGGAUAGUUUGUUUUGUAGGUAUUGUUUAUUCCUGCAACAAAAGUAUUCAUGUUGACUACAGGCUUUGCAGGUACAGUACAGUCACAUCAUACGCGAACGUAACUUGCACAAAUUCAAUUAUACACAGGGUGGGAGGGGGGGCAGGGCUUGAGUUUGCGGUGGCGGUGGGAGGUUUUGGCAGCGUGGUGAUGGCCAGGUGACAUGCAGCCAUCCCCACCACCACCCCACGCUGCGCUGCUGCUGGCCACACAGCUCUAAGCACAGCUCCGCAGCGGCAGCAGGAGGUUUUGGAGGCAGAGGCAGUCACUGCUAGUCAAAUCGCUGGCACGGUAAUAUGCAAUUUGACUAUACGCGAUUUUUGCCUUACGUGCUGACUUCAGAACCUAACCCCUGCGUAAGAUGCGACUCCACUAUGUGUACCAGAGCAAAAGCUAUUUUUGAGCAAAAGAUUAUUUUAUCUGUGAAAUAAUUUAUGUUCUGUAUUUAAAAAUGUUCUAAACACUGCAGGAAAUUCCUUUGGUUCUUCCCUGCAUAUAAAUUAAUGAUGUCCUGCAUUAAUGCCCAGGUUAUCAACAUAUAAGUGGUAUAAGUGACACUGUUUGUGUGAAGGGGGUUCCUCAAUUUUGUCUUCUCUUGAUUCUUUAAAUAAAACAAAAACCAAAUGCUAGAUAAGGCCUGAUCUUGCAAUCAUUUGUCAUUCAGGAAGUCCUUUAUCACCAACUGCUUGUGUAAGGGUUGCAGCACAGGGAUCAAAAAUAAGAUAGCACUAACAGUCUGACCGUAAGUAUCCCUUUGAUCAUAAUGAUUAAUUUUAAAGCUUCCUAUAGAGCUGGUUAACCUUAAUUCCACCGAGGAAACCACAGAUAUUCUAAAGAUAGUGUUCCUUUAGUUAGCAAUCCUUACAAUAAGGUCUCCUAUUCUGUAUUACAUGCUGUUCAUGUGUAUAAAAUACUUGCAUACUGCACAUAAAUAAUGUUAAAAUCUCCAUUUCGAAUGGAUCAUAAAUAAAGAAAAAUUAUUUUGGUAUUUUUCUUUUUUUUUUCCUAGCUGAUUUUUAAAAUAGGAUAAAAAAUAUGUUGAUGGUGUAAUUUAAGCCUGUUAAAUAAAGCUCACUGUAUUGAUAAUAAAAGUUUACUGUUAUUCUGAA
Alligator mississippiensis (American alligator) is the source of this 6112-nucleotide messenger RNA. It is a transcript of the gene HEPHL1, whose product is annotated as hephaestin like 1. The transcript has 20 exons. The record is from RefSeq and is a predicted model, not a curated record. Gene Ontology annotation, biological process: iron ion transport. Gene Ontology annotation, molecular function: copper ion binding; ferroxidase activity. Lineage: Eukaryota; Metazoa; Chordata; Crocodylia; Alligatoridae. Gene Ontology annotation, cellular component: plasma membrane. The coding region runs from base 75 to 3560 and encodes 1161 amino acids.